Messenger RNA from Zingiber officinale, 566 nucleotides. RefSeq names its product serine/threonine-protein phosphatase BSL3-like. Bases 105 to 566 code for a protein of 153 amino acids. Gene Ontology annotation, molecular function: hydrolase activity. The record is from RefSeq and is a predicted model, not a curated record. NCBI's taxonomy places the organism in Eukaryota, Viridiplantae, Streptophyta, Magnoliopsida, Zingiberales, Zingiberaceae. The transcript is spliced from 5 exons.
UGGCCAAUAUAGUCUGGAAACUAUUACUCUUCUCCUUGCAUUGAAGGUAUUACUUUCCCCUCAAGCUUGUCAAUGUGAUCAGUCUUAUCCAAGCAAAUAUUUUUAUGAAAAUAUUUAGCAUCAAAGAAUUCUUGAAGAUUGAAUAUCCACAUAAUAUACAUUUAAUUCGUGGAAACCAUGAGGCAACAGACAUUAAUGCUUUAUUUGGGUUUCAUACCGACUGCAUCGAGAGAAUGGGAGAACAAGACGGAAUCUGGGCAUGGAACCGUAUUAACAGAUUGUUUAAUUGGUUGCCUUUAGCUGCUUUAAUGGAGAAGAAAGUUAUCUGCAUGCAUGGUGGUAUUGGUCAUUCCAUAAAUCAUGUAGAGCAGAUCGAAAACCUUCAACGACCUAUCACAAUGGAAACUGGCACAAUAGUUCUUAUGGAUCUGCUAUGGUAUGAUCCAACAGAGAACGACAGUGUUGAGGGGUUAAGACCAAAUGCCAGGGGGCCUGGCUUGGUUGCUUUUGGGGGUCAUUUAAUCACUCUUUUCUUUGCAACUAACUAUUGUGGUGAGGAUCCAUAG